Chlorella variabilis is the source of this 1437-nucleotide messenger RNA. RefSeq lists its product as hypothetical. NCBI's taxonomy places the organism in Eukaryota, Viridiplantae, Chlorophyta, Trebouxiophyceae, Chlorellales, Chlorellaceae. The record is from RefSeq and is a predicted model, not a curated record. The transcript is spliced from 6 exons. Bases 1 to 1437 code for a protein of 478 amino acids. Gene Ontology annotation, molecular function: starch binding.
AUGAUUGCCACCGGUCUGUUGAGCGCCUGCAGACCAGCGCUGCGCAGCCAGCGCGCCACCAGCUCCCGCAGGGCGCCCCAGCGUCCUGCUGCCUCUCGGGCCGCCCGGCGCUCCGCCGUCUGCUUCGUCGGCCAGGAACUGGAUCAUAAGAAGCAGACGGCCAGCGCCGACACCAUUCUUGUUCCCUAUGGCCAGCAGCUGGUGGUGGUGGGCGACAAGCCGGAGCUGGGCAGCUGGGACAUCAGCGCCGCGGUGCAGAUGAGCUGGAACGAGGGCAACGUGUGGCGCUGCACCGUGGAGCUGCCCGCGGGUGGCAGCCUGGAGUACAAGUUUGUGCAGCAGAUCCCGGGCUGCUGGCCGGUGUGGGAGUCUUGCAUGAACCGCACCCAGUCGAUCGACCCCACCACCGCCGACCUGUCCUGCGUAUGGAACGCCCCGCUGGCAACCACAUGGCCCGCGCUGCGCGGGGAGGACCCCGCUCCCGCCGACGAGCCCGCCUCUGCUCCUGGCACCCCUGCCGCUGCUGCUGCUGCUGCCCCGGCCGAGGUGGAGGAGCAGGAGGAGCAGGCCGCCCCCGCCUUCAAGCCUGCCGAGGCCUUCUCUCAGAUUGCCGAUGCGGUGAAGAAGGGCGCCGCCGCUGCUGCCGGGAAGAUGCAGCAGCCGGACAAGAAGCAAUCGCGGGUGGAGGAGGCAGAGGCGGCGCCUCUGGCACCCAACAAGGCCGCAGUGAUCGCCCCCGCUGCGCCUGUCGCCAAGCCCGCCGCCAAGCCCAAGCCCGCCGCUGCUGCCAAGGCUGCGGCGACCGCAAAGGCAACCGUGGCUCCUGCUAAGAAGAAGAAGGAGGCUGCAGCGGCGGUGCCGGCAGCUGAGGUGGAGCCUGAGACGGUUGCCGCUGCCGAGCUGGCGCCCGCGGCUGUAGAGGUGGCUCCCACCGCAGCGCAGCCUGUGGAGAUGGAGGUGGUGAUGGAUCAGGUGCCCGCCGCCGUGGAGAAGCCAGCGGAUGGCAAGGUGGCGGCGGCCGGCUCCAGCAGCACCCUCAGGUCCCUCGGCACCAUGGCCGGCACGGUGGCGAUGGGCGUGGCCGCCACCGCCAUGUUCUCUGCUCUGGCCAUCGACGUCACCGAUGCCGCGCUGCUGGGCGGCGUGAUGAUCGGCGGCUAUGCCGCCAUGAGCACCCCGAGCUCCAGCGGCGGCAGCAGCAGCCGCAAGGCCAAGGCCGCCGCCAAGGCUGCCGGCGCCGCCGGCGACGAAGUGGACGGCGCGGCUGAGGAGGGCGCUGCUGCUGGUGCCGAGGAGCAGGAGCCGCGUGCCACCAUUGGCAGCAAGGCCUCCGCCCCGGGCGUCAUCCUGGCGGCCAGCGUGCUGAGCGCCCUGGAUGCCGGCAAGAAGAUCCUGGACUCCCCCAGCAGCUCUGCCAGCGACGAGGACAGCGAGUGA